AUGAAUCAUAGUGAUAACCAGUUCAAUAUUUCCCCUCCCAAUUGGAAAAAGCACAAUGCUUGGAUCAAAACCUCUGAGGAUGAUUCCCAGUUGAUCCGGAUCAGCUACAUCGACUGCGAACCGCCAGCCACAUCGCCGUCGAAGGGAGUCAUAGUCCUAAUCCACGGAUUCCCCCAAACCUCAUACCAAUUCCGGCAUGUGAUACAGCCACUUGCUGAUAAAGGUUUCCGUGUAAUAGUUCCAGACUACCGCGGGGCUGGACAAUCGUCGCAUCCAUCUCACGAUUUCAGAAAGUCAACGAUGGCUCGAGAUCUAUUCACCCUUGUUCAUGACCAUCUUGGCAUUACGUCCGAAAUUCAUCUGGUCGGCCAUGACAUCGGUGGCAUGAUCGCACAUGCUUAUGUUUCACUGUAUCCGCAACAUGUAGCGAGUGUUAUCUGGGGCGAAUGCCCGCUUCCCGGAACUUCUACCUACGAAUCAAACAAAAGGAUGCCGGAGCAGUUCCAUUUCAUAUUCCAUUGCGCGCCUGACGACUUGGCACCAUCACUUGUCAGUGGGAGGGAAAAGAUGUACCUGAAUCAUUUUUUCUCGAAGCAAAGUUUUAACGCUAACGCCAUAUCACUUUCUGACCUCGAGUAUUACACCUCGCAAUAUUCGCAACCGGGAGCCCUUCGGUGUGCCUUUGAAGUAUAUCGAGCUUUUGAAGAGGAUGCCAGAGAAAAUGUCGAAUUGCUACGUCUGAAAGGCAAGUGUAUGCGGCCUGUGCUUAUUUUAAGUGGUGCGGAAAGUCGGCAUGCUUCUGAGGCCAGGGAUAUGGUGGCCGAGGUUUAUGGUGGUCAUAUACAGGUUGCGACGGUGGAAGAUUCUGCUCAUUACAUUGCGGAAGAAAACCCCAAGGGAUUUAUGCGGGAAGUCUCGGCAUUCGUGUCUAAAUACGCAAAACAGGUGUGA
Penicillium lagena is the source of this 951-nucleotide messenger RNA. Its product is annotated as alpha/beta fold hydrolase. The transcript has a single exon. Gene Ontology annotation, molecular function: hydrolase activity. Lineage: Eukaryota; Fungi; Ascomycota; Eurotiomycetes; Eurotiales; Aspergillaceae. Bases 1 to 951 code for a protein of 316 amino acids. The record is from RefSeq and is a predicted model, not a curated record.